AUGCUGGACAGAGCUAAGACUUGCAACUUCAUUCGCGAGGAACAUGGGGCGUUUUCGGAAGUGGUGUUAGCCGAAGAGAAGGCAACUGGAAAACUCUUUGCGGUGAAGUGUAUCCCUAAGAAGGCGCUGAAGGGCAAAGAAAGCAGCAUAGAGAAUGAGAUAGCCGUUCUGAGAAAGAUUAAGCAUGAAAACAUUGUUGCCCUGGAAGACAUUUACGAGAGCCCAAACCACUUGUACCUGGUCAUGCAACUCGUAUCUGGUGGCGAGCUGUUUGAUCGGAUAGUGGAAAAGGGAUUUUACACAGAGAAAGACGCCAGCACUCUGAUCCGCCAGGUCUUGGAUGCCGUCUACUAUUUGCAUAGGAUGGGCAUCGUCCACAGGGACCUCAAGCCUGAAAAUCUGCUGUACUACAGUCAAGAUGAGGAGUCUAAAAUAAUGAUCAGUGACUUUGGAUUGUCAAAAAUGGAGGGCAAAGGAGAUGUGAUGUCCACAGCCUGUGGAACUCCAGGCUACGUUGCUCCUGAAGUCCUCGCCCAGAAACCGUACAGCAAAGCCGUUGACUGCUGGUCCAUCGGAGUGAUCGCCUAUAUCUUGCUCUGCGGCUACCCUCCUUUUUAUGAUGAAAAUGACUCCAAGCUCUUUGAACAGAUCCUCAAGGCGGAAUAUGAGUUCGACUCCCCCUACUGGGAUGACAUCUCCGACUCUGCAAAAGACUUCAUCCGGAACCUGAUGGAGAAAGACCCAAAUAAAAGAUACACAUGUGAGCAAGCAGCUCGGCACCCCUGGAUCGCAGGUGACACAGCCCUCAACAAAAACAUCCAUGAGUCGGUCAGCGCUCAGAUCCGGAAGAACUUCGCAAAAAGCAAAUGGAGACAAGCGUUUAAUGCCACCGCUGUGGUAAGACACAUGAGGAAACUACACCUUGGCAGCAGCCUGGACAGUUCCAGCGCAAGUGUUUCGAGCAGCCUCAGCUUGGCCAGCCAAAAAGAUUGUCUGGCCACCUCCACGCUCUGUAGUUUCAUUUCCUCUUCGUCGGGGGUCCCAGGAGUGGGAGCGGAGCGGAGACCGAGGCCCACCACUGUGACGACAGGGCACUCUGGAAGCAAGUGACUGGCUCGUGAGGCGGGGCCCAGGGUGGGGCCAGGGAAGGGGCGCCCAGGCCACAGCACCGGGAGCCACCCCAAAGUGACCCACCUUGCAUGGUGCGCCUUCCUGCACAGGACUGGAAGACAGAAGUUUUUUAUGGCCAUAUUUUAUACUGCAAUUCUGAAGUGUUCAUUUCUCACAAACUGUACUGACUCAAGGGAGCUGAUUUAAUAGGAUCUGGUGCUGUAUAUAGGAAUCUGGCAAAGCUCUAACGGAACGGACCUUCUUCAUCCUCUCCCCCGACACCUGUCAUUUCCACCCUUCUCAGUCUAGGUAACCGUCUCUGUUGUGUUUUUUCAUUAAUGACAAAAAAAGGUUUCAACUGGAUUAUUUAAGUAUUGCUAAUAUUGUGCACUAGGGUUGAUUUUGUUUUCCCUUUUACGAGCUCUGUCUUCUCCAUGUGUACUUCUUAGUUACAUGACCUAUAACUUUUUGCUCGUUGGUAGUAGUUUUAUGUUAAGCUGUAGGUGUCAUUUUUUUUUCCUC
Condylura cristata (star-nosed mole) is the source of this 1632-nucleotide messenger RNA. RefSeq names its product calcium/calmodulin-dependent protein kinase ID (gene CAMK1D). Bases 1 to 1110 code for a protein of 369 amino acids. Gene Ontology annotation, cellular component: intracellular anatomical structure. Lineage: Eukaryota; Metazoa; Chordata; Mammalia; Eulipotyphla; Talpidae. Gene Ontology annotation, molecular function: calcium/calmodulin-dependent protein kinase activity; ATP binding; calmodulin binding. Gene Ontology annotation, biological process: peptidyl-serine phosphorylation. The transcript is spliced from 11 exons. The record is from RefSeq and is a predicted model, not a curated record.